This is a messenger RNA of Cryptotermes secundus, 4882 nucleotides long. It is a transcript of the gene BicC, whose product is annotated as protein bicaudal C homolog 1. Gene Ontology annotation, molecular function: protein binding; RNA binding. NCBI's taxonomy places the organism in Eukaryota, Metazoa, Arthropoda, Insecta, Blattodea, Kalotermitidae. Gene Ontology annotation, cellular component: cytoplasm. Bases 217 to 2841 code for a protein of 874 amino acids. The transcript has 16 exons. The record is from RefSeq and is a predicted model, not a curated record.
UAUCAGUCUGUUUCCAUUCACGAGCAGUACCGUUGUGUGGAGCAAGGGGACGUGAGGGGCGUUUUCCAUGACUCGGUGACAGUAGCCUAGAACACCACGUGCAGUUUCCAGCGAAGUCGAUGAAAAAGGUCGGAUCUGCUCCGAAAUUUGUUCAACCGGUUUGCUAUUCUGUGAAGAUAAAAGGAAAAAGUUUGUAAAUAUUUUCGACUUAGGAAAAUGCACCCUGAUCAGAAAGGUUCCGAUGCUUUAUCAGAGGUAUCUGAUGGAGGAACUGCUGGAACGAGUUUCUCUGGACAAGGGAGCAGCUACGGCGGAAGCAAUGAGAACCUUCGGGAUCUCGCCGCAACUUUGGGCCUGUCGGGAAUCGACGAACUUUAUGAAGAACGAUUCCGUGUUGAUAGACGAAAACUGGAACACAUGAUUUUAGGUGACGAUGAAGCUUUGGAGCCUGCCGACUCGUUUUUCCAGAAGAUCAUGAUCGAGACGAACACUUACAUCAUGUGGCCUUCGCGCCUUAAAAUUGGAGCCAAGUCGAAGAAAGAUCCUCAUGUCAGAGUCGCAGGUCGACGGGAAGAAGUGAAGGUGGCUAAGGAGAAGGUGAUGGAAGUCCUGGACACUAGAAGCAACCGUGUGACGAUGAAACUGGAUGUCAGCUAUACAGAUCACUCUCACAUCAUAGGGAAGGGAGGACUGACAAUCAAGAAAGUGAUGGAGGAGACUGGUUGUCAUAUCCAUUUCCCAGACUCAAACCGCAGCAACUUGAAUGAAAAAAGCAACCAAGUGUCUAUAGCUGGGGAGAUGGAUGGUGUGGAGCAAGCAAGAGCCCGUAUUCGGAAACUGACUCCAUUGAUUUUUAGCUUUGAAUUGCCAAUAGUAGGAACACUGCAGUCUCUGCCUGAUAGCAAUUCUACGUAUCUGAGGAGCAUCCAAGAAAAAUACAAUGUUCAUGUAAUGUUUCGUAACCGCCCCAAGCUGUAUGGCACCAUGGUAGUUAUAAAGGGCUGUGAAUGGGAGGUGGCUAUGGUAAAGCAAGCUACUCUCUUGGUGAUACAACACAUGUGUGAAUCUCUUGCUGCUCAGGUUCAAGUGCAUAUGACAUUGGAGAUUUCUCCUCAACACCACAGUAUUGUAUUGGGGAAAAACAGCAACAACUUGAAGCAGAUAAUGCAACAAACCUCAACAAAGAUUAUGUUCCCUGAUGCUGGAGAUCCUAACAUUUCAAGCCUGAAGAAGAGCAACAUUUGUAUUACAGGAACAAUUCAUAAUGUGUAUCUUGCCAGGCAGCAUCUCAUGGGUUCGCUGCCAAUUGUGCUUAUGUUUGACCUGCCCGAGGACAUGGUGGUAGAUACGGACCAAGUCUCUCGACUGAUGCAAUACCUUGACGUCUUUAUUAGCAUCCGACGCAAACCCAAACAGAAUGUUGUGUCAGUGAUCAUCAAGGGAAUUGAGCGUAAUGCCACUAGUGUUUACGAAGCAAGGAAUAAAUUGUUGGGUUUGGAAGAACCGAGAGUUGUUGCUGAUAUACCAAAAACAUACCAUAUCCCAGACACUCCAUCUGCUGGUACAAUUCAUGAAGAUAUAUAUGGAACCAGUGCUGGAAGAUGCCCAGUCCAUCACAAUCUGACUAUAAACACAGGCUGCAUUGGAUUACCAGGAAUUAAUAUUCCCCCUUUACAAGGAGCCCUUACACCUCCUUUUCCAUCCCCUGCUGGUGGAAUUUGUAACACAUGGUCUGGUGGAUUUGGCUCUCCUACUCCAGUUAAUAUGGGGCAGUUUCUCCACACACCUAUACUGUCACAGUCCACCCUGAACCACCUAAUAAAUCUACAGCAACAACAACUGCUAAUGCAGCAUGUGGGAGGAGGUAUUUUGGCCCCAAAUCUUCUGCCAACUGGCUCAUCCUGCAGUGCCUCAGUUACUGGCAGCAGCAGUAGCAGAUCUCAUAUGACUGGAAGUUUCUCAAACAGCAGCCAAUCUUUGGCAUCUGACACAAAGGACACUAAUGUUUUUUCAUCUUUGAGCAGCAAUACAAGUUCUCUAUCAAGUCCUGCAAUAAGCCCACAGACUGGUAGUUCACCAGUCCAGAAAAAUGGAGUACAAGCAGAUUCAACUAAUGCAGCUUUCUGCAGCAUGAUGUCUGAUCUGAUGAACCACACGGAUCGUCGUGCUCCAGGCUGUGAAAAGAAAACUCUGGAACUUGCUGCUCAGCAAUCAUUUAAUACAUUUGAUUUUGACAAGAAGAAACUUCUUGCUUACCAAGCAAUGCAGACCAAACCUGUUCCUGGAAAUGUACGUGUUCCAACAUCUGCUUGGUCUGGUUAUGGUCUGAGUCAUUCCAGUCCUGCACCAGAUCUUGAGCAUAGGAAGAAGGAAAGCUUUGCUGCCUCAUUACUUGAUGAAGCAUAUGGUACCGAAGGUCCCACAAAUUCAAAUUUGGUUUCAUCACCAACAGUAUUUCCAAGUGCAUCAUCAGAAUGUAUUGAUGGCCUUCCUCUCAGUGCCAGCAACUAUCUUGACUCUGUCCCAGCCUCUACUGUGAACCGAAUUACUGGACUGGAACCCCAGGAUUUGGGUACUCUGCUUACAGUACUAGGACUUGAAAAAUACAUAAAGAAUUUUACUGACCAUGAGAUAGACUUGACUACCUUUGCUUCACUCAAUGAUUCUGAUCUUCGGGAGAUCGGAGUCAGUACUGUGGGAGCUCGACGCAAAAUGCUUUGGAUAAUUUCUGAACUGAAAAGUCGUCAGAACCAAUUCUAUAGGAGUGCUGCUCCUGGUGCUGAACGCAAAGCAUCUACAUCUAUGAUGGUAAGUAGCAAUGGUAUUGCAGAUAAUUGGUAGAAGCACCGAAUGCUAUACAGACUUUCUGGACCUUGUUGCAUGACAAAAUUAUGUUUAUAAAUGAUAAAUUAUUUAUAUAUUGUUUGAAAUCUAAACUGUUGUUCAAACAUUGAAAUAUAAGCUUUAUAAAAAUUGUAUACGUAUAACAUUUGUUUAAUGUAGCCAAAUCAUCUGUUCAAAAUAAUUAUAGGGGAUUGAAAAUUCCCACAAGUUACCAUGUUAAUGCUUGUAAUCAUUCUUUUUACCCCUUCUAGAAUUCAUGUUAAAAUUUGAACAUUGUGAUACUGAUAUUAGCUUGAAUGAUGUAUUAUCUUUUAAACCAUAUAUUUAGUUACCCUGUGGUGUGUACUAAUUCAUACUGUAGGGUGAAUGUAAUUUGAAACUUAAAUAUAGCCAUGAUUUUAUAUGUUACAGUUAACAAAUCUUCUGCAAUCAGAACUUGAAUUCAGCAUUGGUAACAGAUGCACAGCAUAUUUUGAAAGUAAAGAAAACUGUUAGUAUAAUAUUUUUCUAAAAAUAAUAAUAUAUUCUUUAAAUUCUCUUUGCUCGUAAAAUAUAUGACAUCAUGGUUUUAUUUAAGUGUUCUUUGUGAAUGUGAUACUCUUUAAAAUCAUAGUACUGUCACUAAUUUUUAGAGUACUAUUUUACUUGAAACUGUACUUACACAUUCAUUUUAAAAAUGUUAUUUAUGAAGGUUACCAUUUAUAACUAAUAGGUAUUAUGGACCAAAAUAAUGUAACCAUUUGUAGGAUAUGCCUUUUGUACUUUUAUGUUGUUAGCCGAAAAUAUGAUACAAAGUUAUAUCCAUAGAUUUAUAUGAAGAUUUAUGGUUUAGAUAUUUGUUAUUCUUGAUGAUUGUAUUUGGAUUCUUAUGAGAGAGUUAUGUUAAAACUUGCAGGACUUGCCGCAGUUUUUCAGUCUUUAACAAAAUUGAUAGAUUAGUGUAAGGAAUCUGUUCAACAGUUUCACAUUACUAAUUUUCUGGACAAAGGCUGUAACCUUCGAUCUCCAAUCUAUUGAGGGGGGAGUGGAGCGUUUUAAUACAGAAAUAGGAUGUUAGAUCUAUUGUGUAUGACAGAAUUCCAUAUUUAAUGCCUUAUGUAUCUUACCAUGUAGAAGUAAAUGGAAGAGGUGGACUAGUGAGGUAAAGUCUGAAUAUUACAUCAUCACAUAUUAUUAUUAUUAAAUAGUAAUAUAGUGUUGCAUCUGUAGUUGAAUUCUUGAUCUUUCUUCUACAAAAUGAUCUAAAAAAUUUAUACAUAAGUUAGCUUUAUUAAAUACAAAACUUUUAAAAUUUUGUUGCAGUCAAUUUACUAUUGUCAUAUUAAAGAUGUAAAUUGUUUCUGCUAAAAAUAUUAUUCCUCACAUUAAAAUUCUGAGUGAAGGAUGUAGUAGAUGCAGUUCAAUGGCAAUUUCUAUGAAAGCCUGAAGGGUUAGACUAGACUAGCUGUUUGCAGAUUUUAUGUUUUAUACAUAUCCUUUUUCUUAGUUAUUUUUAAACAUAAUCCAAACAAGAUACUUUUCUAAUAAAUCUGUGUGUUAUACAGUAUUUUAUUUAAUCUGUGAUGUGAUUAUGCACAUAAAAUCUUCAUGCAGUAUGUGCUAGUAAUAAAAGUAUGUGUUUAUAAAUUUAUUGGCUAUAUUUAAGAAAUUACCAUUGAACUGCAGAUGUGGAAUACUGAGAAACGUAAGACAUCAAGAAUGGAAGAAUUGGUACAAUAUACUAUUUAGGUUGAUCAGUGCAUAAAAAUGUGUACUUAUGUACAGUACAGAAUGUGACAGGUAUAUGAUUGAAAGACAAAAGUAAUAUACCUGGUUAACGUAGUCGCUUGUUUUGAUUUUGUUAAUGUUUAGAGUCAUACUGUACUGGGCUCUGUACAUUCUCCAGUACAGUAAUAGAAAUAAGUAACCAGGCAGUUUGGGAGGCAAAUCCUGCAGAAUGAAGAAAUUGCAUGAUAUGACAUGCUAUGCUGAUCACUUUUAUAACAGUAGGAUUAGGUUCUACCUGCUCUCUUAUGAUAAUCCAAUUAGCUCUGAGAUA